Molecule: messenger RNA, 2408 nt
Organism: Zerene cesonia (dogface butterfly)
Lineage: Eukaryota; Metazoa; Arthropoda; Insecta; Lepidoptera; Pieridae
Gene: Plap
Product: phospholipase A-2-activating protein
Exons: 16
Coding region: 1-2256 (751 amino acids)
Biological process (GO): proteasome-mediated ubiquitin-dependent protein catabolic process; ubiquitin recycling
Cellular component (GO): cytoplasm; nucleus
Molecular function (GO): ubiquitin binding
Source: RefSeq, a predicted model, not a curated record
AUGGCUAUCCCAGAUUAUAAAUUAAGUGCCGUUUUAUGCGGGCACUCCAUGGAUGUCCGUUGUGUAGCUAAAACAAAAGAAUAUUGUAUAUUAUCAGCAUCUCGUGAUAGAACCGCAAAGCUAUGGCAUCCGGAAGGGGUGAAAGAUUUCGUGAACGUCGUAACAUACAAAGGACAUAACAAUUUUGUAUCGUGCGUUUGUUGGCUACCGCCGUGUGAAGCGUUUCCCGAAGGCCUUGUCAUAACUGGAAGUAACGACAAUACAAUUCUCGGAUAUAAUCUGCAAGAUGGUGCUGUGCAAAUUAAUUUAAAAGGCCAUGAAAAUGUAGUAUGUAGUGUUGUACCAGGAAGAGAAUCUGGUAUACUUUUAAGUUCCAGUUGGGAUAGCACAGGCAGGGUAUGGAAUAUAAACUCCCCACAAAUGGCUCCGGUAGUGUUGAAGGGGCACCAAGCUGCUGUGUGGGCGUUUGUUGAACUUGCUAAUUGUACUUAUGCUACAGCAUCUGCAGAUAAAACAAUUAAAUUGUGGAGAAAGGAUGGCGGAAUAAUAUCUACUCUCACAGGGCACACAGACUGUGUGAGAGGUUUAGCAGUGGCAAGCAAUGAAACAUUUAUCAGCUGUGCAAAUGAUGCUUCCAUUAAACUAUGGACUAAUACGGGUGAAUGUCUCAAUACAUAUUAUGGACAUACUAAUUAUAUUUACAGCAUCAGUAUAAACCCUGCUGUGGAACACGGUUUCGCGAGUUGCGGUGAAGACGGCAGUGUUCGGCUGUGGGCGGCCGGGGACUGUGUCAGGGAACUGAGACUGCCCGUGCAGUCUGUGUGGAGCGUCACUUGCUUAGAUAACGGAGAUAUUGUUACAGGUUCCAGCGAUGGGUUAGUGCGUGUUUUUACAAAGGACCCGGCUCGGUAUGCUGAUGAGGCGACACUGAAGCAGUUUGAACAAGAUGUUGAAAAGAUGAGUAUGGCCUCCCAACAGGAAUUUGGUGGAUUUAAGCUUUCUGAAUUACCAGGACCAGAAAUAUUAUUAGAGCCUGGUAAAUCAGACGGACAGACGAAACUCGUUCGGCGCGGUACAAAUGUUAAAUGUUAUUCGUGGAGUGCCAGCGCCAAUACGUGGAACGAGAUUGGUGACGUCAUGGGCGCUAAACCGGCCAGCGAAGGGAAGACCAUGUAUCAAGGACAGGAGUAUGACUUCGUGUUUAGCGUGGACAUAAAAGAUGGCGCCCCACCGAUCAAACUGCCAUUCAAUAAGACUGAAGACCCUUGGGUGUCGGCGCAAGCGUUUAUACAUAAACAUGACUUGCCUCAAGUGUACUUGGAACAAGUAGCUAACUUUAUAAUCACGAAUGCGAAGCUGGAUUCGUUGCCUGCUCCAAGUAAUGGUUUCGCGGACCCGUUCACGGGCGAGUCGCGCUACGUGCCGGGCGCCGCCGCCGGCGCCGGCGCGCCGCGCGCCGCCGCGCCCGACCGCCUCGUGCCGCACGACUCCUAUAUACGGUUCGAUCAAGCAAAUUUAAAAGCGAUAUACGACAAGUUAAAGGAAUUCAACAGCAAAGUGGGCGACGGUCUGACCGCCUUUACAGAGGCGCAAAUCGAAGAUAUUGUUAAAUUAGGUGAAUUGAAUUGUACAUUUAAUCCCGAGACUGUUACUGCCUUGAAAAAAAUGUUGGAGUGGCCGAAAGAAAUAUUAUUCCCGGUUUUGGAUGUUACUCGGCUAGCAGUGAGGAACAAAGAGAUCAACGGGCUAAUAUUUGACACUUCGUAUGGACCAACGUUUGUGCAGUACUUGCUUGCAUUAUUAUCACCCGAUAACCUGGCGGCGAACCAGAUGUUAGCGAUGCGGGUGCUCGUGAACGCGUUCAGCGACCUGCCUGGUGAGAUGCUCGUGCUGGCCGCGAGGGAGAGCGUCGUGCACUCGAUCAUCUGUCUCCCUCAGAUGAAUAAUAAUGCGCAGAUAGCCGCAUCGUCGCUGGCACUGAACCUGUCGGUGGCAUUGGCCCAGCAGACUGACACAACGGAACUCGUUGAUUGCAUCAUACACUUAUUGAAUAAGAUCAGCGAUAAAGAAGCUUACUUUAGAGGGCUUGUAGCGCUCGGCACCUUGUUAGCCGAAUCUCCAAACAAAGUGAUGAUACAAACGAAAAUCGUCUCAAACUCCCAACUCCACAGCAGACUGAAGGCUGACGGUUCCACUGUCGACCCUAAUUUUAAGAAAAUUAACACUUGCUCACUACAAAUACUGAGCAUGUUAUGAAAAAGUUUCUAGUACUUUCUAUUGAUUUUCCUGAUUUAUGCCGUUAAAUAAUUACCGAAAGACUAAUAAGUGCCCACGCUCUUCCGAAGCUACAGAUAUCGUAAGGAUACGUUCAAAAGAAUGUUAUCUGCUUCAUUUAAAAAUAACUGCGA